Messenger RNA from Haliotis rubra (blacklip abalone), 633 nucleotides. Its product is annotated as perlucin-like. The record is from RefSeq and is a predicted model, not a curated record. The transcript has 5 exons. NCBI's taxonomy places the organism in Eukaryota, Metazoa, Mollusca, Gastropoda, Lepetellida, Haliotidae. Bases 5 to 478 code for a protein of 157 amino acids. Gene Ontology annotation, molecular function: carbohydrate binding. Gene Ontology annotation, cellular component: external side of plasma membrane. Gene Ontology annotation, biological process: biological process involved in interspecies interaction between organisms.
CAUAAUGAUCGGACGUAUUUUCUGUGUGUCUCUAACGCUGAUUUGUGUCAUCGCACGUACAGAUGCAUGUGCUGAUGGCUUUGUGGAGUCAGGUAACUACUGCCUCCACGCUGUGCUCAUGAACGUCAACUGGGCGGAAGCAAGGGUAUAUUGCGAAGCAAUGAAAGCCAAACUAGUGACAAUAGAUUCAAACGACAAGGCAAUAUGCGUUCAACAAUAUAUGGACACAAUCAAAGGGUCAGGGCUAGUCUGGAUAGACGGGUCGGACCUGUACUCUGAGGGUCAGUGGUCCUGGAUGGACAGCCAGAAGACCUUCACCUUCACCUUCAACUGGAUCCCUGGACAACCGAACAACGGUGGGGGCACUGAAAACUGCGUCCACAUCAACAGGAGUUACGGCUACCAGUGGAACGACCACGACUGCAACGCGAAGCUGAACUUCCUCUGUGAAAGGCCAUUGCCUCUGAACCCUUAUUGAAUGAAGAAACGUUUCGGACAGCGUCGACGUUGACAAGGACUGCGACACACUAUUAAUCCAAUCUUUUUAAAAUCAGGUUUUAGCUCUCUGAAAACAUCCCAUUACAGGUCAGACAGCUACUGAUAGCUUGAAUGUUAAUAUAAGUACCUUCCAAA